Messenger RNA from Labrus bergylta (ballan wrasse), 1255 nucleotides. RefSeq names its product ornithine decarboxylase antizyme 1a (gene oaz1a). NCBI's taxonomy places the organism in Eukaryota, Metazoa, Chordata, Actinopteri, Labriformes, Labridae. Gene Ontology annotation, biological process: positive regulation of protein catabolic process. Gene Ontology annotation, cellular component: nucleus; cytoplasm. Gene Ontology annotation, molecular function: ornithine decarboxylase inhibitor activity. The record is from RefSeq and is a predicted model, not a curated record.
AGCUCGAGCUCGCUCGGCAUUAGGCGAAGAGGGGGGGACAGAGCGAGCAGCUGGUGUGGACGCUGGCCGGAUGGUUAAAUCUAACCUACAGACGAUUUUGAAUAGUCAUUGUUUUGUUAGAGAAAAAGAGAGAAACUUAACCGAGAUGCCUGUUAUUGAGCAAUCCAGUAAUAAACCUGAAAGUGAAAGUAUCUCCAGUCCCAGGAGGUGCUCCUGCUGUUGCAGUAACCCGUGUCCGGGGCCUCUGUGGUGCUCCGAUGCCCCUCUCCCACCCCUGAAGAUCCCAGGUGGGCGAGGGAAUGACCAGCGGGAUCGCAAUCUUUCAGCUAAGCUAUUCUAUUCUGAUACUCAUUUGUUGGUUCUUGAGGAGCCCCCCCCUGCAAACAGUAGAGUGCGCUUCUUGCUUUUCGAGCCCCGUCGCUCUGAAGGCAAGCACUGUGUCUGGAGGGCGGCGCUGAAAGGAGGGAAUCUUUAUGUGGAGAUCCCCCCUGGAGCUUUGCCCGAGGGCAGCAAAGACAGUUUCGCCCUUCUGCUGGAAUUUGCUGAAGAGCAGCUGCAGGUUGAUCACGUGUUCAUCUGUUUCCACAAGAACCGUGAAGAUAGAGCUCCCCUGCUCCGUACGUUCAGUUUCCUGGGCUUUGAGAUUGUGAGACCGGGUCAUCCCCUCGUCCCCUCCCGCCCUGACGCUUUCUUCAUGGCUUACAGCAUCGAGCGAGACUCCUCUGAUGAUGAUUAAAAGAGGCUGAGCAGUAAAACAAAAUGUUGCUUCUUAUUCCAAUCCAUACCCACACAUCUUUAUCAUUUCUUGAAAAGGUAUAUAUUAUCCGAGUUAAGUACAGUUGAGGUUUCCUGUCAGAGAUUUCUUUGUGUUUUACCUUUACCUAUCAUGUGCUGUGUUUCAGUGAUAAUUGCACUAGGGUUAAGAUGUUAACAUACCAGGAAUGUAGAGCAAACGCCCUUAUUAUAUCCGGGCACUGUGUCCUCACCACUGUAUUACUCCCCAUGAUGUGUAGUGAUGUCCUCUGAUACCCCCCCCCCCCCUCCCCCCACAGGUGAUCAUCUCCACAGUGUGAUAUUUAUGAUAAAUCUAAAUUCAUCUUACUUAUGUAAGUAGGUAUGGUUUGCAUAGUAAUUAUCAUUUGAUUUUCCUGUUUUUAUUAAAUUUGUAAUGUGUGCAUGAUUUUCAAUUGUUGCUUUGAUUGACUUGAUAGAAAUCUGCAUGUUGUAACUGUACUAAAUAAAAGAGCUCACCUUA